This is a messenger RNA of Zerene cesonia (dogface butterfly), 7775 nucleotides long. It is a transcript of the gene Glut4EF, whose product is annotated as zinc finger protein 395. Gene Ontology annotation, biological process: regulation of transcription by RNA polymerase II. Gene Ontology annotation, cellular component: nucleus. The record is from RefSeq and is a predicted model, not a curated record. The coding region runs from base 841 to 2175 and encodes 444 amino acids. Gene Ontology annotation, molecular function: DNA-binding transcription factor activity; RNA polymerase II cis-regulatory region sequence-specific DNA binding. Lineage: Eukaryota; Metazoa; Arthropoda; Insecta; Lepidoptera; Pieridae. The transcript is spliced from 8 exons.
AUGAUAAUAAAUAAUAAUGUACGUUGCGUGUUCUAAUUAUUCAAUUUAUGCGUAGAUGUAACGAGGCCGCUUUAAUAGUGUUGCAUAAGUGGGGUGCAUCUGCUUGACAUUUGAAUUGACCCAAAAUCCGAAUAGAAACUGUGUCACGUAUUAGCCGGCAAGCGAAUACAGGCUCGCGGGCCUAAGUCGACGUCGCUCGCGGUGCGUUGUGCAAUCCCGUUAGCACUCCUUCACUCCACGUGCAAACCAAGCCGGCGCGUCUCAAUGUCGUCCGUGGGCGGCUCUCUGAAAAUAGCGAGCCCACCCGAACAAAAGCCACGGCUUGCAACACGAAUAUUUCCGAACGAAUCUACACCGGCUUGCAUCCACUCGCAGGGUCUGUAAUAAACUUUCUCGCUCCCACAAACAGCUGAGUAUCAAAACAAAGAAGCGAGACGGGCGGUCGCCGCUCCCGCUCGCCGGCCGGCCGGUGUCGCUCGCACGCACGCCAGUUCUCGUUUGAACCGUGUCUAUUGAGGUUGUCUGUUACGAGCUUGCGUGCAAAGUUUACUGCCGCGGAAGGAUUUUCCUUUGUCCCGAUCCACACGGAUCCUGCCUUCAUAUUAUGAGUCCGCGUGAGAGCUGUCAACACUCUCGGCCUAUUGAGGUGCCGGAUCGUGUAAAACGUACAGAAUCGCGACGAAGUUCUUACAAUUUACCAAAAUUUUGUGACGGUUACCCUGCGAAACGCGUACGCCGGGCAAUUUGAAAUACUUGAGUGAAAUUUUCAUAAAGUCAGUGUGGACCAUCAUCAGACUUCGUGAAGUGUUAUUUGAAGAGAGUUUUUUGAACUUAGCAACAAUGUCGACCGGUAAACGACUCGCAAAGCGCUCUAUCAUUGGUACGCGAGUAGCUGCUCUCGGUGAUGAUGGACUAUACUAUUCGGGAAUGAUUCAGGCAGUGAAAACGCCAGCGCCUUUCCCUGAAAACAAUAACUGUAUCAACUUGACCCCCAACACCAGAUAUACAGUUCGCUUUGACGGUGGAAAACUAACCAGAGAAUACAGAGAUGCGGAGCUCAUUGGUCCUGGAUUUCGAGGCUUGACUGGUGUGCGUCUAAAGCCUGGCCAACGCGUUUUCCUCACAUACAACGGACGUGAAGUCCGUGCUGAUGUGCUGGAACACGAUCAUGAUACUGAUGAACUCCGCGUUCAGGUGCACGCACCUGCAGCCGAGGUGCCAAUAGAGCUAAGAAAACGACUGGAGGAAGUCAGACUAUUGGAGUCACGUAAAUCCGCGAGGUUAGCUGAUGUCGACACCGAUUUUGCAAGACUAGCAGACAUGGCUGGCGACCGGCGCCGCGCCUCUGCAACCAUCGAAGUCCCAGCACAUCAUAUGCAAGGAUCUCGCAAACGCGGGCCAAGCAGUUCCUACGACUUGGGCUACGGCGAACGCGACGAUCAAAUGAACGAAUGCAACGCGGCACUCGUGCUUAUGUCCUUAAGCUGCUCUCCAAAUUCACCCAGGCCAAGUGCGUGGGGAGGCCGCUCUUCAGUCUCUCCUGGUGCAAGCAGCAGUUCUGGGUCUUCAUGGCGCUCCGGCACUCCUUCCCCACCGCCUGUUUCAUCCUCUUUCAGCGAUGAAGGUAUUGCCAUGGAUUAUGAAGAUCAUCAUCCACGUAAGAGGAGGGUUAACAGCGUCGUGUUUGAAUGUACUUGGAGAGGCUGUGGCUACAUAACAAAUACCUGCUUUUCAAUUGAAGCUCACAUCAGACAAACACAUUUAGGACCGAAGAAAGAAGGAGAAAGUGAUCAUGAAGAAGAAUUCUAUUAUACUGAGCGGGAAGUGUCAGCUCCGGCGCCUCCGCCAACACUGUCCCACCGUGAUAUGUGCCGUCCACCGCACGAAGAUCCUGAUUAUCAACGACAGAUUGUUGGAUCUUAUAGACAAGGUCUCUUAUCAACUAUGCAAAAUAUUUCAGCAAGGUCCAUAAGCAUUCCCGUUACGCAUUCCUGGUCUAACUCACACUCACCGAAACACAUGAAGAUAUCAGGGACAAGUGGAUCGCCAGGCAGUCCGGGCCGUAGACCUCGUUCUGACAACAAAAAGUGUCGAAAAGUGUACGGAAUGGAUCAACGGGAUCAGUGGUGCACUCAAUGCAAGUGGAAAAAGGCGUGCACGAGGUUCGGCGAUUAGCAGUCCCACUCUGCUUUUCCAACCUGUGUUGUGCUCUACGUUAAGUAACCAUUCUUCUGUUAUGCAAUGGAUGCUUCGCUACUUGAGAAUCGUUAAUCGAUGUAUUUCCGUGGGAAUUAAUUCCGUGAACGAUAAGAUUAAGAGUGCAGAAAAUAAUAUAUUACUGAUGAUUUAUUUUAAGAGAUACAUAUGCGGAGUAAUGUAAUUAUAACAAUAUUUUUAAAUAUCAACGGAGACAUAUUUUUUCUCUUCAAAUGUGACUCGUAUUUUGACUACAAAAUGGACAUUGCCCACGUAUUUUUGUAGAGCAGUAGAUUUGCCUUUAAACAUACGAAAUACGUGUGUCGCUCUCGGUCAGAGACUGUGAAUAUAUAGUAAUAAGUGUAUAAUAAGAAUAAAUGUAAAAGAAAAUGAAUAUUUGCGUAGUGUGAAAACAUUUGUCUUGAUUACGCGUUGGUAGUACUUCAAUCACGGAACUGUUAGAAUUCCCAAUUGUUACCAAUAAACCGAAACAGCGUUGUAAUUUAUCUCCCUAUUAUACAUUUCUGAUACUUAUAUGUUUUGUUAUACAUUUGGGAAGUAAAAAUUAACUAUCGCUACUUUACAAAAUGAAGACUAAAUUUAAUUGAGACUUUACGAUAAAAUUGAUGUCAUUAUGUUUGACAAGUAACUAAUUAAGGUUAUUUUACAAAUUAGUGUAACGUUUCGGAUUAUCUUCUUUAAUAUUUAUGUUUUUAUUUUUUUCACGUUGUUUAUGUCAGUGAAAUCCGUCCACGUUAUCAAAGUGCGCUUUACUUAACAAAUUUUUCACACUACGAAAAUAAGGUAUUUAUAAGACGACUUGGUGUAAUAGCAUUCCAGUCGUAAUAUAGUUCAGUGAUAUUUAUCAUUGCCUAUUUAUAUGCAUUGACUGAAUAAUUAGAUAAUGAAUAUUAUGAAGUAAGUUUUCUCAGGUUUGACUAAAAGACUACACAAAUUUAGACUUAAAAUUUUACAAACAUAUCUGUACGUAUACCUGUUGGUCCUAUCGAUGAAGACAAUACUCAACGGAGUUGCUCGCACGUUAUCGUGCUCGAAUGGACACUCGUUGGAAUGGUUAAUGUAGUAGAGGCGAUGUGUAAAAACAUUGAAUGCACUGCAAAAAUUUCACUGAACUCAAAUACGCAUUAUGGCAUGCCUGCAUCUUUGCAUUUGUUAAGUAUCAAUCUCGCAAAAGAGCUAUAAAUUUGAACAGUGCAUUUUUUGUUUUUGGAUUAUGUAAAUGAUUCUAAAAUGACGGUAAUGAUAUUGAUGACAAAUGUCAGCAUAAGCAGAACUACAUACAAUGAUAUGUUUACAUCAACGAUUAUGGCGGGACUUUAUAUCUACAUUUUACUGGGACUGGGAGUUCUGACUCACACCCGAAAGCGGUGGAUCUAUUGAAAUAAAAAAUAAGAGCUGAUUAAUAGAAAUAACAUGGAAUAUGGAAUGGGGUCAUUGACGAAUUUGACGAAGGAAAAUGUGUAAAAAGGGCUGCAGAAUGAAGGAACAGGCAAUUGCGAGUUGCAAUAUUAAUUAUUAAGUAUUAUUAUGUAUUUGUAAAUAGAUAAAUUUAUUGAAAAUUAUAUAAUUAUGUUCUAUACAUUAAAAAGAAAGCAAUGUUGGUACGUGUAAAUAUAAAAUAUUUAUGUUUGUAGAUAGGUAUUGAUAAUGUUACUUAAUGUGAUUGUUAAACACUAUAAUUUUUAUAGCAACACGAUGUGCUAUAUUUAUUUUAAUACAUAUUAGGUAGUAACUACUAUUUAUAAUGAUUUUGAUAAAAUCGGUUCUUAUACAUUAUGCGCGGUAUGUCUAUACCUUCCCUGGAGUUACCAAGAUACAUCGAUAAAUUUUAUUUUUCUGCUAUCAAAUAUUUUUAUAUUUAGUUUGUACAGUAGGUAUUAUUUCAUCUAAACAAUUGUGCCAAUCACAAAGUUUGUAAUAUCAAUAUCGUAAUCGUAAGUAAACCGCAUACAACAAAUGUUUCCAUUUAUUGAAGAGUAUUCAAUAAUCAAAUAGGUACUGUUGGUGCUUUUACAGUAAUAUCAUAGAAAACGCACAUUUGCGAAGAACUCGCGCUUAAGAGCUCUCGCUAUUAAGAGCUUAAAUGACUUGAAAGUUUAAAUAAUAAUCAGUACUAUUAUUAAUUAAAUAAUCUCAAUAUUGGAGAUCGUGGUGAAAUAUAACUUAAAUUCCUAUUUAAAAGUCGUGUAGUAGAAAAAAUCAUGAAAAAUUAUAAUAGUGAUAUUCAUCAAGCUUCAACAUUUCUUGCCAAACAAAUAAUAAUUUCGGUUACAUUUUUGUAGCCUCAGAUGUGUAGCUAAUUAUUCUACAUUAAGUACCUGCUAUUUCUACCAAAUAUACCUACUCACAAUUCAUUUUGUUUGCUGUUUAAUGGUUGUGAUAAAAUCAUUGUUAUGAUAAUAUCGAAGAUUUGUUUUCACACGGUAAUCCGCGCUACAUAAACCAAAUGAUCACUAGUAGGUUAAGGCGACAACUCAGCUAGCGUUUUAACAACUGCCAUAUUUUAAGGAUAUAGUUGUAACUGCGGUUAGUAAAUAUUAUCUAAUAUAAUUAUAGUUUAAAUAUAAUAUUAAGUUUUGAAGUCAUGAUGUAGUAUUUAAUAAUUUUAAGUACAAUAUUUUAAUUGACUAACUUCCAUUUAUGCAAUCCUCUUUUCUGUCAUCUAUUGUUGAAUCGUCAUAUUUUUUGAUAUUCAAAUCAAAUCGAAUUUUAAAACUAAUCCAUUAUUUAAAAAAACUGAAAAGGGCUGGCAUCAUACAUAUACUUUGUUUCGUUUUACAAUUUUCUAUUAAAAAGAAUGCCAGCGGGUGCUCGAGCUCGCUCAGCUUUUAAAUAAACCGAUCUCAACUAUCAUGAAGCUAUUAGAUUUAUUUUUACACAAAUAAAAAUCCUAUCCUUAUUUUUCAAAUUAGGCAUAAUUCAAUUUUUAUUAUAAGUAAAGACAAUGUUAUUUUUACACAUAUUUAUAAUUUACGUACCUUUUAAUUUAUUUAGCCAAAUUUGCUCAAUGUUGUAUACACUCGACACCAAAGUCAUAAUAAAAAUAAUAUUUUUAUCUAGCAGUACAAAGAAAACAUAAUAACAUUGCGAUUAUAUCUUCGUUUCGUACUUGCCGGCAUUGGCGACUUGCGUUCACAUUUUGUAAUAAGAAUUAUAAAAACCUAAUAACUUAAAUAUUCAUAAUCUUCUCUUUUGAGUUAUUUUUAUUAGGACAAAUUCACGUACUUUACAUGAACUGUAAAGCUUAUGUUAAAUACUUAGGCAUGAACGCUAGUCCAUACUAAGUCUUAUUUCAUGAAGGGCUAGAAUGUUUACAUAUAAUUUGAUUGUAAAGAGUGUAUUAUUGUAUUUAUUUAAGGUUUGAACAGAAUUUUUUACUUAGAUGUAGUAUCAUGAUAUUAAACCGUCUACAUAGCAAUGAUUUAUAAGAUAUUCUUAUUACUAUUAUUUAAUUUUAGCGGUGAAAAGCCUCGACUUCGUACUUAGUUUAUUAAAAAUUUUGUAGCGUUGCGUCGUAAUUAUUUUGUAUAACAUACUAUUUAUAUUUCAGUCAUUGUUUGAAUAUACAUAAUAUAUUAACGCAAUGUUUAAAUUUAAUAUAUUGUUAUGCUAUAAUACCAUUGUAGUGCUUGUUAUGUUUGUAAUUACUAUGGAAUUUGUGUUAUUUGUUUUUACGCUUUUUCUACUUUUAUCUUCCUAACUCCGAAAUUCCAGAUGACUUCUUAUAAUUCAUACUUUUACCUUACACUCUAUUUUCACAUAUUUCCUAAUACUAUCUUGGAACUUGGAACUUUGCAUGUAAAUAUGUAAAUCAUCCAUUUAUUUUAUUAUUAAAUAAAAUAUUGCCUACUUGUUUCACAGUGUUAAAAAGAUACUAUGCAAAUUGAAUUAAAUAAGGGAAGCUGUGUCAUCUUGUACAUUUCAUAUCUAUCUAUAUAUCUAAUACUUUUGGUAAAAUUUUAAAAAUGUAUGUAAUUAAGAUUCGCAUUACGUUUUUUUCAUAGAAAUUAAAAAUAGUUUUAGACAUAUAUCGUAUUGAUAUGAAAUUUUCCUUAGUUAUAUUAUAUACCUAAUGAACAUUUGAAUUUUCCUUAAUUCGAUAUAUUAUGUACAACUGUAAUUAGUGACUGUAUACUUGAUUUACGAACAAAAAUUCCAAAUGUGUAUAGUGGGCAAUAGAAUUUUUUGAAAAUAUGUCUCCUGUUUGUAAGUAAAGUUUAGUGGUUUUAUCAUAUUUAUGGACAGAAGGACCGUUCGCAUAUCCACAGUUUAGAGAAUAUAAUAAAUGAACUUGCAAAUGUACGCGCUACACUGUGUGAUUUUACGUACAUGGAUAUUAUGUUUAGUAUUAAAAUUUUUAUUUAAUUAGACAAUACUCUGUUGCUGUUUAUAUUUUUCUAUCACAAAUAAUUAUCUAAUACUUCUUUUCUUCAUGUAAUGGUCUUGAUUAGUUAAUCUUUUAUGAAAUUAUUUCAUAUUGGCAAGUUUGCCAUUGACACGAUAAAUGGAGCAUUUUAUGUGGAAGAUGUGUCGAGUUUCGGUGUUCAAAUACACUACCUAACUAUAAAUACAGAACUAAGCAUGUUUAUCAAGCAGAAUAAUGUAACAACAUAAUAAACAAAGAAAUUUAUUUCAUUACAACCAUAUUUUCUACUCGCAUGGAAUGCUUCAUAUAGGUAUUAUAAUAUUUUACGAUGGUUACCAAUAGAUUUAAGAAUAUAAAUUGUUUGAUCAAUGAUGAAUAUUAUUAUGUAUCUAUUACUGUUUAUUGUAUUAAUUUUCGCUCGGAUAAGUAGACAUAUUUCCAUAAUAAUUAUUGUCAAUAUCACAGCAGUUUUUACCGACACUGUCAGCACGACUAGACCCAAUAAAAAUAAACAACAACGUUUUGCCACAUUUUUUUAUUAUAAAAGAGAAUCAUGCAGUAAAUAAUAUGUUGAAAUUAAAUAAGGGAAGGUAGAAACUAGCUGGCAGUUCUAUCUACUGUGAUAUUAAUAAUCUAUUUAUUAAUCUUUUAGAUUAUUAUUUAUAACUUUACAAUGUUGAAUAUGAUCGUGUGUUAUAUUUUACAGAAUGAAUAUUAGUAUUAGGUAAUGUUAUAUCGUACCUAUUGCGAAGGUCCAUAAUGUGUUCCAAAAAUAAUUGAUUUUAUAAAAGGUUAGAUGUAAAAAAAAAAUGUAAUGUUCUGUUAAGUAUUCGUACCUAAAUUGUAUAUGAUAUGGUAAAGAGAGAGUGUACAUCUACACAUCGAAAUUGUUGACAUCACAGUCUUAUAAACACAAUAGACUUUCGUUAAUGAAAACAGAAUAACAAGCUCUCUAUAAUGUAUAUUAUUGUGUAUAGUUACUGCAUUUUGAUCCGAAUCAAUUCUCUGUGAAACAUUGUGUCCACUCAUAACUUAUCAUUGUUUCACAAUUGCUGUGAGAAUUCGUGAAUAAAUGAAUUUAUGUUUUUUUUUUAAUAUUACUGUAUGUAGACUUUUGUCUGGUUUAUUAUACCUCAAUAAGUUUAGAAUGAAUGUAUGUCUUGAGAAAUAUAUAAAGAUUCAAUUAUUGGUA